Molecule: messenger RNA, 321 nt
Organism: Cyphellophora attinorum
Lineage: Eukaryota; Fungi; Ascomycota; Eurotiomycetes; Chaetothyriales; Cyphellophoraceae
Exons: 1
Coding region: 1-321 (106 amino acids)
Source: RefSeq, a predicted model, not a curated record
AUGGCUGGUGAACGGCACCCUCACGGAGCCAAGCCAGAAGUCGUCUCUGAACGUGAACACCGCAAGCAUAGCAUCAAAGAGCACCUGCCCGAAUUCCUUCAACUUCACGACCCGGCAAAGCCUGCGCCAGCGGAGGCUACUCCGGCAAAGGAGCCCGAAGCAGUCGAGGGUCAAGCAAGACGGAGGUCAAGCGUCCAAGCAAUAGUCCACGCGCCUGAGGAUGCGGUGCAUAAAUUCGAGGAAUCGAAGCCGGUGCAGGCGUGGGAGAAGGCCUUUGACAAGGUCUAUAAUGGAGCAGUUCGGACAGGCAUGAUGAUCUAA